Molecule: messenger RNA, 810 nt
Organism: Radiomyces spectabilis
Lineage: Eukaryota; Fungi; Mucoromycota; Mucoromycetes; Mucorales; Radiomycetaceae
Product: cytochrome c/c1 heme-lyase
Exons: 3
Coding region: 1-810 (269 amino acids)
Biological process (GO): cytochrome c-heme linkage
Cellular component (GO): mitochondrion
Molecular function (GO): holocytochrome-c synthase activity
Source: RefSeq, a predicted model, not a curated record
AUGAAGAAAGAAGCUUCUUCUGUUCCUCCGAACGCUGCCAAAUGCCCUGUAGAUCAUUCUAAUCAUGGCUCGACACCAUCGGCGCAAGAUCAACCCAAAUGCCCUGUGGAUCCAUCGGCUUAUAAGCAUUUCCUACCACCAACGGCUGAUAAUAGCGAAACCGAGAAGUGCCCUGUGGAUCCUUCUGCCUACAAACACUUUCUGCCGCAGGCCAGUCCUUCGGACAAAGGUUGUGAUUCUGACACUUUCAACGAGAGCAAUUACAUGCCCAACAUUUCGCAAACACAACAGUCGGAUCAAAAAAUGCCUCUGGGCCUUGACCGAGAAACUUCAACGAUUCCUCGAGCCCAGGGAUCGGAAAGUAAAUGGAUCUACCCUUCUGAGCAAAUGUUCUUCAAUGCUAUGCGCCGAAAAAACUGGGAUCCAAAAGAAGAAGAUAUGCCAGUGGUCGUACCGAUUCAUAACGCUGUAAAUGAACAAGCAUGGCAGAAAAUCCUUGAAUGGGAAAGCAUGCAUCAGACAGAAUGCAAUCAGCCAAAGUUACUGAAGUUCCAGGGUCGGCCGAAAGACAUCACACCAAAGGCACGGUUCCGAUCAUUGUUCGGAUAUACUCUUCCUUUUGAUCGUCAUGACUGGACAGUGGAUCGUUGUGGUGAGAGAGUAACGUAUGUAAUUGAUUUCUAUACGGGCAAGAGAGAUCCGCGACGACCAGAGGCAGUAAGCUUCUAUUUGGAUGUCAGACCAGGUUUAAGUCCAGGCGGCAUAUGGGAUCGCAUCAAGAUGUCAUGGAAAAAGGGAGAAUUUGUUUAA